AUGGGUUUUUCCGACACAACGGACUGGAUUGGUCAACUUAUCCUGCAAGCUAUUCUCGGUGAAAAGCCGCACGACUACCUGCAGCUACCGAAGCAAUCCAAGAAUGGUUUCCUUCGAAGCUACUCCAAUUUAAAGGAAAAACUUGAGCAAGGAAAAACAAAUAAGCCCCCAUCCCAUCCGAUGAAAGCAUACUGUGGUUGCUACGACAACUCUAUCGGCAACUUCGUGCAUGAAAUCGCUGUGUCAGUUUCAGGAGCAGGCCUUACUAUGAUGGCUCAGGAACAAGACAGUGUCAUCUAUGACCUUUUACAUUACAACAAGAACAAAUUCUACUGGUCAUGUGACCAAGAAGAGGAAAUGUGCAACUAG
Cadophora gregata is the source of this 369-nucleotide messenger RNA. RefSeq lists its product as uncharacterized. Lineage: Eukaryota; Fungi; Ascomycota; Leotiomycetes; Helotiales; Ploettnerulaceae. Bases 1 to 369 code for a protein of 122 amino acids. The transcript has a single exon. The record is from RefSeq and is a predicted model, not a curated record.